Temnothorax curvispinosus is the source of this 1193-nucleotide messenger RNA. RefSeq lists its product as uncharacterized. Gene Ontology annotation, biological process: proteolysis. The record is from RefSeq and is a predicted model, not a curated record. The coding region runs from base 31 to 1173 and encodes 380 amino acids. Gene Ontology annotation, molecular function: aspartic-type endopeptidase activity. Lineage: Eukaryota; Metazoa; Arthropoda; Insecta; Hymenoptera; Formicidae. The transcript has a single exon.
CGUACGAGUUCUCACUGAAAAAUAAAGGUUAUGGCUACCGCCGAUACAGCUACUGAGUAUUACGGCAAGCCGCCGAAAAGUCUGGAUCUAAGUGGAAAUAUUAGCGAAAACUGGCGUAAAUUUAAACAGAGUUUUGAUAUUUUCCUAAAGGCGUCUGGUAGUAUCAGAAAACCGGAUGAGAUAAAAGUUGCCAUACUACUAAAUAUUGUCGGUGAAGAUGGCAUUGAGCUGUACAAUACGUUCAAUCUACAAGAGGCAGAGAGGAACAAUUUGGCAAAGGUAUUGCAAUGCUUCGAAGAGUAUUGUGUUCCCAAGAAGAACAUCGUGUACGAAACUUUCAAGUUCUCCAGUAGAAUGCAACAGGAAGGUGAAAAAUUUGAUAGCUUUCUGGCAGAAAUAAAGAAGCUCAGUCAGACAUGUGAAUUUGGAACAAUGGCUGACAGGAUGGUCCGAGAUAGGAUUGUUCUGGGAAUAAAAGACAAGGUGCUACAGGAGAGGCUACUGAGGGUAGAAGAUCUCAAUUUGCAAAAAGCAAUUGACUACUGCAGAGCUGCUGAAGUAUCCAAGGACCAAGCAAAAAGUCUACAGGGAGACAAAGCAGAAAUAGACAGUAUACGCAAGAAGGUACAGCAGAAGUCCAGUAAAUUCAAAGGCAAGGACGCAGCAACAAAAUUUGACUGUAGGAGAUGCGGAACAAACCAUGGUCCACGAGAAUGUCCAGCGUAUGGAAAGAAAUGCAAGAAGUGCGGUAAAUUAAAUCAUUAUGCGAUUGGUUGUAAAGUUAAAAAGAUAAAGGAGCUUACAGAGCAAACUAAUGUACAGUCUGAGUCAAAAGAUAGUUCAUUUUGUAUUGAUCAAGUAGAAAUUGGUAAUAUUAAUUCUAGAUGGUUUGAAAUGAUUCAAAUAAAUAACAGUAUUGUUAAAUUCAAGUUAGACACAGGAGCGGAUGUAAAUGUUUUACCGUUAAAAAUAUAUAAUAAAGUUAAAAAGUCAAAAGUUAAAUUAGAAUCUGCUAGUAUAAUUUUAGAAAGUUUUGGUGGUAAGAUAAAACCGCUAGGAAUAGCUGAACUGUUAUGUACUAUUAAAGAUGUAACAAAAAAACAAAAGUUUGUAAUUGUUAGAGAAGAUACAAUGCCACUGUUAGGUUUAUGCACAUGCCGAGAAUUUAAUUAAAUUAAAAGAAUACACAUGCU